AUGCUUUUCAAGUUCACCAUCGUUGCCUUGGCCCUGAUCGGACAAUGCCUUGCGUCUGCCAUCCACAAUAUCGACCAACAGCAGACCCUCCUAGCCAAUGGGGAUGUCGGCGCUCUAGGCUGCACCGACGCUGGUCGUGAGAAUCCGAACUGUUCCAUGGCCAACGAGGAAGCCGCCCCGUCCGAGGAAGCUGAGGAGACUGUUGUCGAGCACUACGAAAUCACCGUUGAGAAGACUGUAGACGUGCAGACUCAGCCCUCUAUUGAAGUUGACGGUGGGAACAAAUGCGUCGUAGCCGGAUUCGCUCCCUUUUGCGAGGGCAAGUGUCCCGAUGGCUAUAAGGAAAAGGCCAAGGGCCGUUGUCUAGGACCAGGCCCCUGCUGUCUCAGCGGGUCAAAGGCGCUGUGCUGCACUGACUAG
Messenger RNA from Aspergillus melleus, 420 nucleotides. RefSeq lists its product as uncharacterized. The record is from RefSeq and is a predicted model, not a curated record. The transcript has 4 exons. Bases 1 to 420 code for a protein of 139 amino acids. Lineage: Eukaryota; Fungi; Ascomycota; Eurotiomycetes; Eurotiales; Aspergillaceae.